This is a messenger RNA of Ornithodoros turicata, 710 nucleotides long. RefSeq lists its product as uncharacterized. The transcript has 16 exons. NCBI's taxonomy places the organism in Eukaryota, Metazoa, Arthropoda, Arachnida, Ixodida, Argasidae. Bases 180 to 584 code for a protein of 134 amino acids. The record is from RefSeq and is a predicted model, not a curated record.
CUGUUCUGAACUGUCACGAAAACGUGAGGCAGCCGAAGUACGUUGUUAGUCUUCCCCAUGCUGCGCGGGGGUGCAGGCAUUCGUUGUCAACAAGCGAAUGGGGAGCUGACGUUCCGCCGUCACGAUAUCCGUUAUCACUUAUCAGUAUCGUGGCAUUGCAAACAAAGCCCGUGCACGUGAUGAACACGCUAGAGCGUAUACAUCGGUGUCCGAUGAUAGCGUGUUUACUACAAGCCCCUUUUCAUUUGAAGAAGCUCCGGAGUCGCCUCCCCCGUUAUCUUAUACACCAGUACCACCGCCAACCCCUGAAUAUCAUUGGAGUCCGACACCGGAAUAUUACCCAACAUUGGAUCCAAUCAACUUAUUUACUCCAAGUCCCGUUCUAUUUGAAGAAUCUCCAGAGUCGCCGCCGCCAAUAUCUUACACACCGGUGUCCGACGAUAGCAUAUUUAGCUCAAGCCCAAUAUUAUUUGAAAAUGCUCCGAAGUCGCCUCCCCCGUUAUCUUACACGCCUGUACCGCAGCCAACCCCUGAAUAUCAUUGGAGUCCGACACCGGAAUAUUACCCAACAUUGGAUCCAGUGAAUUGUCGUGAAGGUUUUUCGGCUGGGUUUGUCCUUCCUUUCUCCUUCACCUGAUUGGCAUCACAAUUGGCACAAUUCCCAGCACUAUUGGCUUUAAUAAAUAUAUUUCAACUUGACUGACAUUACA